AUGGGCUGGCUACCUUCCAUCUUUGGCGGCGACGCUCCGAAUCCCCUCGGCAAGCUCGAUCCCAAGCUUCGCGAGUUUUUGGAAAAAGAAUCGCCCGUCAAGUACAUUCCCAACCAGCGAGCGGCAUCAACACGGCGACAAGAUGCAGGCGCCGCGGCUGAAUCAAAGCCAGAGCCGGCCGCGGUUCCGUCUGCAAGUCUCUAUCAAGACGGGCGAUAUGCGCAUCUGUGGAAGAACUACAGACCACUAGCAGAGGUCGAGGAAGAGACUUCAACCGAUCACGACAAGCUCAUGUCAGUGUUGGAGGGGUACAAGGAGCGCAAGGCGGCAAUCGCCAGGGCUGGACUCGAGAACUGCGCGCCGCAGCAGGAGGAGUGGAUUAACUGCAUGAAGAGCGGCAGCUGGGAGGACCAACUGCAAAUGUGCCGACACCAAGACAACCCCCCCCCCCUUGGGCACGAUAUAGCAUACGAGGAGCGUACUGACGAUGAAAUGCCACAGAGAUUUCUAAGAGCGCUAGGAUACGGCUCAGUAGCCGGGCGGCCGGGUGAAGUCGAUGAAGAUAUCCAACUCCACGCCGAUGCGCUGUUUCAAAGGAUGCUGCAGCACGAGGCGGAAGUCGAAAAGGCCAAGGAAAACGGCACGCUUAUCCCAACCUUCGACCCCUCGCUCCCGAAGACGACUGCCACCAGCGCGACCAACAUCAAGCCAUCCGACGAGCUUCAGAAGCAGUGGAAGGAGAAGCUCGACCAGCUGCCAGAAGACGAGAGAGUUGCUGAAGAAGCCGCUUUAAGAGCCGAUCUGCAAGCCAAGGCCGACGUUGCGCGCAACGUGAAGAAGAUUUGGGACGCCAAGAGGGAAGAGAGAGAGGUGCGGCGCGCAGAAGGCCAGGCGACAUUCUCGGACACGAUUGCUGCGUUGUUCAGCAAGGGGAAAUGA
Molecule: messenger RNA, 939 nt
Organism: Trichoderma aggressivum f. europaeum
Lineage: Eukaryota; Fungi; Ascomycota; Sordariomycetes; Hypocreales; Hypocreaceae
Exons: 2
Coding region: 1-939 (312 amino acids)
Source: RefSeq, a predicted model, not a curated record